GGAUUUCAAAAUUCAAAAAAGAAGGAAAGAGGUCGCCGGCCGUUGCCCAAGCUCCCCCCUCUGUCAAUGGCCGCGGAAGGAGCGAGAGCGGCGCAGAGAAGAGCCCUCGCCGCCUUCCCAGGUCACAGAAGACGUGAUCUCCGAUAUCCUCCCAUCGCUGACGCCCAAAUACGCCCUCCGCUCCCGCGCCGUCUGCGAGCGUCUGGCUCUCGCUCCGGCUCGCCGCCGACCGCUAGAUCCCCCUUGCUCCCUGCUCCUUUCCUACUGCGAGGCCCCCAAGCCAGCGCGCCUCUCCAACUGCUUCGAGCUCGAGCUCGAGGCCGUCGGGCUCACCACCGACAAGCGCCGGUUGGUCGUGCGCUUCAUCGGCGGACGGCCUCGCCUACAGAGUCCGCGAGGUGCAGCGUCCUGCGACGGCAUCCUCAGCGUCCUCGACGCCUUCUUCGUCUGCAAACCCGCCACGCGCCGGUACGCUCCCCUCCCGCCGCCCCGUGGCCCGUGGGAAUGCCGGGUCGGGUCCUGUGCCGCCGAGACCAACACGGCGGGCUCCCACCGGCCAUCUCAGCUGGCGAGGGGCAUCGAGCGCGCCGUCGUCUGCACUGGACUACUGGAGUGGACGAGGUGGCGUCGGUGGAGCGCGCGCGCCUGCACCAACCCGCCCGGUCCUUCCUUGUACACGGCACGGCAGCCUGCAGUCCUGCACUGCACUGGGCGCCAAGCGGACAACAUACUGGCCGGUGUUGGACAGUCGACACAGCUGCUCAUCCCCGGCUCAUGGUCAUGGAGGAGCACGAUGCAAUGCCAUGCUCUGCCCUAGGGGCUGUGGCGAUUGUGUCUGACGACAACAAGGGGAAAUUACACUACAGCCGUCUCUCUGUUCUGAUGGCUGCCGCACCCUGCUAUUCAGUUGGCCCGCGAUCAGACUGAUAGAUGCCCAAAGGCAGGGUACUGUAGCGUCCCUGCCGUGCUCACUGCACGGUAGAGGAGCCGGUUCCGGCACUUGACGGGGCGAGCUCCCCCUCCCCCUCGAUUUCCCCAACAACUACAGGGCGAGCUCCCCCUCCCCCUCGAUUUCCCCACAGCGCACGCAGUUGACGGGACGACACGAACCCGAGCGAGCACCAAGAACAAGGAAUCCGUCCUGGUGCCCCAGCAGCGCAGGCCCUUGGCGGGAUGACGAGAACCGGAUCAAGCGCCAAGAACAAGGAAUCCGUCCAGACCGAGAUCGACAUGGAAUCGAAGAGGUCGUCAACGGCGGCGGGGCACAUCGCUGACCUCCCCGAGCAGAUCUGGUGGGCAAUCCUCGAGCGACUCCCGCCCAAGUCAGUCCUGCGAUUUCGUGCUGUCUGCAAAUCUUGGCUCAACCGCAUCAGCAACAACAAUUUCCUCGAAGAAUACCAUGGGCGCCAAAAGCCACAGCACCUGAUCGUCCCAGUCGAUCCAGACAACACCAGGCAUAAGAUGAGUCACCGUGUAGAUGCUGUUGAUUUCCAGCACCCCGAGGACGGUUUCCGCUCCAUAAUCAGCUUCACCAGCUUUGGAGUAUUUGAGGUCUUUGAUCCAGAUGAAGAAACCGCAGAGCAUCUAAUGUCUGCCGUACAGGGCUCAAUUGGAGGCCUCCUCCUCGUCUCCUUCGAGCACAGGUGCUAUAUCUGCAACCCAGGUACAAAAGAAUCACGCCGCCUCCCACAGCUGGAUGACCAUGAAAUCUUGGGACUGUACAUGCUGGGCGAUGAGUUUAGGGUCCUCUAUCUCAAGGAAGAUGAGGAGGGUGAUGCCGAAUUCUUCGUCCUGUCAGUGCAUCAAUCUCUUAGCAAUAAAUCCAUUGGGUACUGCCCUGUGUCGCCCGCGGCGAAUCUGCCAGAAAUUGAUGGACCGAAGAAGCUGGGGUUCAGCCUGCAGAGUUCGGCAAUUGAGCCGCCUGCCAUGGUCGGGGCCAACCUUUAUUGGGCACCGUUGGAGCUGUGGCCACGGGAAAUUACAGUUUUUGAUUACCAGUCUGAGCUUUUUCACUGGAUGAAGCUUCCCAAGACCAAGGAGCGCUCCAAGAGCAACACCAACAAUACGAUGAAGGUUCUUGAGUUGGACGGCGAGUUGGGGUUGUCUCUUCACAGGAGGGGUGAAUCAAGUGUUGAGCUAUGGGUAUUAGAUUCUCUGAAGAUGUGGGAGCUCAAACACAGUAUUCAGUUGCCGGUUGCAGAUAUCACUGGCUUUGGAGCACAUACCUGGGAUCCCUUUCUUAUGUCCAUGGAUGGAGGUGUGAUCGUAAGGUGCGUGUCCCAGGGCCAGGGCCAGGGAGGGGAAGGCCAACAAGGCACUCAGGCGCUCCUGUACUGCAACAGACACGGAGAGCUAGCGCCUGGACCACUGUUCGUAGGCGAUUUGGCUGCGCCUGCCAUACACCUAUUCAAGCAAAGCAUUAGGCGACAUGCCCUGUUCCAGGGGCAUCAGCAAGAUGCUACGUCUCCCUUGUCACUCUUCCGGGACCUCUAGAUCAGCAACCUUUCAGAGAGAUUCAGCCUGCUGCCAGGUGAUUUGCUUGCACCUGCUCCAGGAAAGUAUUAUGCGACAUGAUAUGUUUCCAGGUGCAUAAGGAGGAGGAUGCCGUUUCACCACUGCUUCAGGAUUUGCAGAUCACAGCUCCUACUUGCCGUGCUUUCUUGUAUAUUGGGCCCUCUGAUGCUGAUGUCUCACUAAUGUUCCAAGAUCUGUAGAUUAGAGCUUGUGCCUGUCAAUGUAUUUUUUGGAGAUUGACCCUGCACAUGAUUUCCUUUCUGAAUAUCCCUGUAUUGUAAUUGCAACGUCUAGUGUUGACAUUCAAACUGAUUAGCUUUUCUUAUCAAGGUUCAGACUUCAAAAAUACUGAUUUUCUUCUUCUC
This is a messenger RNA of Triticum aestivum (bread wheat), 2879 nucleotides long. RefSeq names its product F-box protein At5g62510. Bases 1174 to 2493 code for a protein of 439 amino acids. The transcript is spliced from 4 exons. NCBI's taxonomy places the organism in Eukaryota, Viridiplantae, Streptophyta, Magnoliopsida, Poales, Poaceae. The record is from RefSeq and is a predicted model, not a curated record. Gene Ontology annotation, molecular function: protein binding.